AUGACUAAUGCCUCUAGAGCUAAAAAGGAUGCUUCUAAGAAGCACCUUGAUGACAUGGUAGACAUAGGAUGUCUAAUGCUUGCUACUAUGACUCCUGAACUUCAAAAGCAACAUAAGAAUAUGGUUCCUUAUGAUAUGAUCCAGCACCUCAAGGAAUUAUAUGAGCGGAAAGCAUGUCAACAGAGGUAUAAAACCUCUAAGGCUCUAUUUCGAUGCAAAAUGGUAGAGGGAACUCCUGUGGGAACUCAUAUUCUCCAAAUGAUAGGCUAUAUAAAAAGCCUUGAAAAACUUGGAUUCCCUCUAGGUGAGGAAUUGGCCAUCGGUGUUAUUUUGCAAUCUUUGUCAGAUAGUUUUAGCCAAUUUGUCCUUAAUUUCAAUAUGAAUGAGAUUAAUAAGACUUUGCCACAUUUAUUCAGCAUGUUACGAACUGCUUAA
Messenger RNA from Gossypium arboreum, 435 nucleotides. RefSeq lists its product as uncharacterized. Lineage: Eukaryota; Viridiplantae; Streptophyta; Magnoliopsida; Malvales; Malvaceae. The coding region runs from base 1 to 435 and encodes 144 amino acids. The record is from RefSeq and is a predicted model, not a curated record. The transcript has a single exon.